Messenger RNA from Cyprinus carpio (common carp), 2008 nucleotides. RefSeq lists its product as uncharacterized. NCBI's taxonomy places the organism in Eukaryota, Metazoa, Chordata, Actinopteri, Cypriniformes, Cyprinidae. The record is from RefSeq and is a predicted model, not a curated record. The transcript is spliced from 2 exons.
AUCUCCGAGUCGAUGAGAGUGUGUUCUCUGCAUUUUCAUUCGGGUAAACCAUCAUAUGAGAUGUUGGAGAACCACCCUGACUGGAAACCAUCUUUGCGGUUAGGCCACAGUGAAGUUAAGCAAACAGAUGAAGUGAGAUUUCUGCGACAAGUAAAUCGCAGGACCCAGCACCAGGAGCAGCCACCAUCCCCGGGACAACACCAGGAGCAGCCGCCAUCCCCGGGACAACACCAGGAGCAGCCACCAUCCCCGGCACAGCACCAGGAGCAGCCGCCAUCCCCGGGACAACACCAGGAGCAGCCGCCAUCCCCGGGACAACACCAGGAGCAGCCGCCAUCCCCGGCACAGCACCAGGAGCAGCCGCCAUCCCCGGGACAAACACCAGGAGCGCCGCCAUCCCCGGCACAGCACCAGGAGCAGCCGCCAUCCCCGGCACAGCACCAGGAGCAGCCGCCAUCCCCGGGACAACACCAGGAGCAGCCACCAUCCCCGGGACAACACCAGGAGCAGCCGCCAUCCCCGGCACAGCACCAGGAGCAGCCACCAUCCCCGGCACAGCACCAGGAGCAGCCACCAUCCCCGGCACAGGAGCAGCCACCAUCCCCGGGACAACACCAGGAGAAGCCGCCAUCCCCGGCACAGCACCAGGAGCAGCCGCCAUCCCCGGGACAACACCAGGAGCAGCCACCAUCCCCGGCACAGGAAUGUGCACUCUGCUCAUCUAGACGGGAUGUUAUCAACAGUCUUUUGGAGGAAAACAGAAAGCUGAAGGAGGAGCUUGAAGAGUACCAGAUGAAUGAGAACUUUCUGAGUGGUGAUGAUAACAGAGUGAAGUACUACACGGGACUUCCGACCUAUCUAAUGUUUCAGACACUUCUGCUCAGUCUCACGCCUUAUCUGCCUCAAGGUAGUUUGAAGAAGCUCUCACCCUUUCAGCUUGUCCUGAUGACUCUUAUGCGCCUUAGACUAGACUUGCCAAUACAGCACCUCGGCCGUCUGUUUCGGGUGCACAGGACAACAGCCAGUGAUGCCUUUCACCAUACUCUUAGUGUGAUGUACUCACGGCUGUCUCCAUUGGUGUACUGGCCAAGCAGAGAAAGUUUAUUGACCAGUAUGCCACACCAGUUUGUGGAAUCAUUUGGAAAACAUGUGGCUGCAAUUGUGGACUGUUUUGAGGUUUUUAUUGAAAAACCCUCAAAUGUACUUGCAAGGGCACAGACUUUUUCUCAGUAUUAACAUGCAUACACCAUGAAAUAUCUAAUUGUGAUUACACCCCAGGGUGUAAUUUCUUUCAUAUCCGAAGGGUGGGGUGGGCGCGCUAGUGACAAACACAUAACAGAGCAAAGUGGUUUCCUCAACAAACUGUUGCCAGGUGACAUUGUGCUGGCAGAUAGAGGAUUUAAUAUCAGGGAAAGUGUGGGUAUGAUGUGUGCUGAGGUUAAGGUACCUACUUUCACAAGGGGUCGUGCACAGCUGGAGGCAAAAGAUGUGGAGGAGACUAGGGCCAUAGCACAUCUCAGGAUUCAUGUGGAGAGGGUGAUCGGUGUUGUGCGGAACAAAUUUAAAUUCCUACACUCAACUGUACCUGUGAACAUGCUUCUCAAAUGUGAAGGUGAAAACAUAAUGGCGUUGGACAAGAUUGUCACUGUUUGCUGUGCCUUGGUAAAUAUGUGCAAAAGUGUUGUCUGAGUGCAGACUUUUUGUUUUAAAAUAAAGUGUAAUCUAAUAUACUAUGAAAUUACUGUAAAUUUGAAAUAAACUCUUUAAACACCUUUAUAUGACAACAGUAUUUAUUGAGAACUCACAAUGAACAGUGUAUUAAUGUUUUCACAAUAUGCUCUAAAUAAAUCACAAUAAAAAGUGCAUUAAUGUAAACAAUAAAAAGUGCAUUAAUGUAAACAAUAAAAAGUGCAUUAAUGUAAACAAUAAAAAGUGCAUUAAUGUAAUGUGCAUCAAACAUUAAUCAGCACAAGAAGGGCAAAACCAAGGAGUAUCAGCAGAAGGGGUC